AUGGAAACCACCAUGUUGCACCCACACUCGGUGGCUCAAGCCUUCCUCAAGAACCGCGACUCCAAGUCGGACGCCCGCAAGUCCGCAUACCUGUACCAGCAGAUGCCCGCUACGCCUGCCUACUCCCGCCCCGGCUCAUCUGGCUCGCAGCCCCCCACGCUCUACAGCAAUGGCGCGCCUAAGUCGGCCUUGAUGCUCGAUACCGACAUCUAUGACAGCCACUUCCCCUCGACGCCGCCUCUGUCCACUUCUGGAAGCGCCAUUGGCAGCCCCAGGAUCUGCGACGCCAUGCAAACUCCAAUCAAUCCCAUGUUUUCCGGUCUUGACGGAUCCUUCCCCACCAAGGAGCUAUUCGAUUCUGUCGAGACGUCAGUCCUGGACUGGUCUAGCUGUGCUUCUCCUCCCAUGACACCUGUCUACAUCGCUUCGCAACAGCCUCCCGUACUGCAGCAAUGUACCAGCGACAUCAUGUCUAUGACAUCAUGCCCUUCGCUUUCGCCAUCGCCUACGCCUGCAUACGCUCGUUCCAUCGCCUCUGAGCAAGAUGUCGAUUUCUGUGACCCUCGCAACCUCACUGUGUCGGCUGGCUGCAACCCUACCAUCUCUCCCGAAUUCAGUCUUUCCAGCAUGAACGAUGGUGACUCCACGAAUGCCACGUCACAGUCGAGUUUCGACUUCGACCCUGCUAUUCAUGGUCUGCCUGUUUUUCAAGCUCUGGGUGAUCUUGACUGCGACGAUGAUGAAUAUGCCAGUCUCGUCAAUGUUGAAUCCGGAAGCACUCUGGAAACUCGCCCCCGUGCCUGCACUGCCUCUUCGGUCGUGUCUCUCGGGCAUUGCGACUUCGACGACGAGUUGGACGAGGGCGGCUUCUCCUUGCUGCCGUUCCCUGGCACCGACGCCGACUUCCCGCCUGAAGACGAGCAUCGCGACAAAAAGCAGAAGACAUCGCAAAAGGAGAAUGCGGAAGUUGCUGCCGAGCCGGACGACAUUGAAGGUUCCAGCACUGCCUCUGAAUCGAUCCCUUCCUCGCCUGCCGAGGAGGGCAGUGUUGCUGUUGCGACUGCCCCCAGUCGUCGCGGCCGCAAGCAGUCCCUCACAGAAGACCCUUCAAAGACGUUUGUCUGUGACCUCUGCAAUCGCCGCUUCCGUCGUCAAGAACACCUUAAGCGCCACUACCGCUCCCUCCACACCCAAGAGAAGCCUUUCGCGUGCAACAACUGCGGAAAGAAAUUCUCGCGGAGCGACAACCUGGCGCAGCAUGCCCGCACACACUCCGGCGGCAGCGUGCCUUUGGAGCUCAAUGAGGACCAUCUCUCGCACUUUGACGGCAGUGCCAUCCAACUCCCUCCGGGAGACAACUACUCAUACCCCGAGGCCAUGUUCACGAUGGGCGCCGAGGUCACUGACAUGUCGCAAGACGCCUCUGACAAGAAGAAGCGCAAGCGCUCCGACUAG
This is a messenger RNA of Cordyceps fumosorosea ARSEF 2679, 1455 nucleotides long. Its product is annotated as cutinase G-box binding protein. The coding region runs from base 1 to 1455 and encodes 484 amino acids. Gene Ontology annotation, molecular function: RNA polymerase II cis-regulatory region sequence-specific DNA binding; DNA-binding transcription factor activity, RNA polymerase II-specific. Lineage: Eukaryota; Fungi; Ascomycota; Sordariomycetes; Hypocreales; Cordycipitaceae. Gene Ontology annotation, biological process: regulation of transcription by RNA polymerase II. The transcript has 2 exons. The record is from RefSeq and is a predicted model, not a curated record.